UGAGUUGAGAGGGUUUUGUGGGUUUUUAUUACUAUCAGAGAGGAUAGACAAAAGCACUUUUCUUUAAAAGUGCUUCUUAAAAGCCUGUCUUUUAUCUUUCUCAACCUCUUUAACAUUCUUUCUGCCAUUUCUAUGGGGUUUAGUUGUGGCCCUUUUAACUUGCCUACAGUUUCUUGAUACAAACUACACCAACGCUCCAGACAUGUCUGAACCCAACAGAGAUCCCGCUAUUAAACUUUUCGGUGCUAAGAUUCCGGUUCCUGACACUCAGAUUCCGGCUGCAUCCGAUUCCAUGGACAUUAGUAAAGAAAUAGUGACAACUGAAAGCAAUGGCCCUGGGACAGAUCACUCUGAUGAGCCAGAUAAGUCUUCUAAACUGAAUAGUGUCAAGGAAGACCAGGCUUCUGUUCAAGAAAGUCAGGUUCAAGUUAACCCUGUGCCCCGGGUAGAUCAGGCUGAGACAAAUACGGACCAAGAGAAAAUUUUUAAGAGGCCAGACAAGAUCCUUCCAUGUCCCCGUUGCAACAGCUUAGACACUAAAUUUUGUUAUUUCAAUAACUACAAUGUGAACCAACCUAGGCAUUUUUGUAAGAAUUGCCAGAGAUAUUGGACUGCUGGAGGAACUAUGAGAAAUGUUCCUGUGGGUGCUGGCCGGCGUAAAGCCAAGCACUUUGCCUCUCAAUUUCGUCAGAUAAUGGUAUCUUCGGAUGGGGUGCCAAUUACAGGUCUAGAAACACCAAACUCAAUCAAUCACCAACUUAUAUCAUGUAGUGAUUCUACAACCACGUUGAUGCCUUCAACUGGAAAUGGGAUGGUUCUAAAAUUUGGCCCUGAAACACCUCUGUGUGAAUCCAUGGAGACUGUACUUAAUCUAGGAGAUCUGAAGAGAACUGUUGAGAUCAGUGCAUUAAAUGGUCUGGAAAACCAAGAGGAGCCUGCUUCGUGUGGAUCUUCCGUGACAGCUUCCAGCAUUCAAGGAAAUGAAUUGCCUGAAAAUGUUAAACAGAAGGAGUGUCUUAUAUCGGCUGGAUCUUGCAGUGAGCUCAAUACACAUCCAGUGCAUGGUUAUCCUGUUCCUCCGUGGGGUGUUCCUUGGAAUCCAAGUUGGAACAAUGUGGCUUCUGUAGCAGCAGCUCAUAGCUCUUCUGAUCGAGUAUCUAUGCCAAAUGGCAACAAUCAUAGUCCAGUUCAGUGGUGCCCAGCUCCAGUGCUAGCGGUUCCUGGAUACUGCCCACCCAACAUUCCUCUACAAUUUGUUCCUGCAAUGCAUUGGGGCUGCAUGACCAUGUGGGCAGCUGGAGCAGGGAACAUCGCAAUGGGUGGAUCUAAUGGUUGCGUGUCUCCAUCGUCCUCAACUAGCAACAACAGUUGCUGCUCAGGCAAUGGUUCGCCAACUCUAGGCAAGCAUUCAAGGGACCGAAAUCUUAUGGAAGAAGAGCAAUCAGAGAAGGGUAUUUUGGUUCCAAAAACACUGAGAAUCGAUGAUCCAGACGAAGCUUCAAAGAGCCCUAUAUGGGCUACGUUAGGCAUUAAACCUGAUGAGAUAGAUCCCAAAUCAAGUGGCACUAUUUUUAAAGGCUUCAAACCCAAAAAAGAAGGCAAGAGCCAUCUACUGGAUGGUACUCAAAUCUUGGAAGCAAACCCGGCAGCUCUUUCACGUUCUUAUACAUUCCAAGAGAGUACCUAAAGCACCACUGAUGGAAUUCUGGACAAGAAACUUUGUUUAUAUCAUCUUUGCUUAUUUUAGGUCCUCAUUGUCUGUAUUCUGAGCCAGCAACAAUUGCUUCUUGGUGUACUCUUCUCUUUUGGGCAAUGAACUUUGGAGAAACCAGCUCUUGGAAAUGAAAAGCUGCAACACUGAAGACUGUUAGACGUUUCUGUAAAUAUUACAGGAUAGAAGUGUAGUCCUUAUCUAUGAUGGAUGCCCAUUUUAGGUUUCUGUUCAUAUACUCUUCUGUAUUUCUAUAUUCACUCAUAAAAAACGAGAGAGAGCUGUUGUUUAAGUCUAGUAAGUAUAAUUCAAACAUAAAAUUUGCUAACCCAAAUUUGGGUUUCUCUUUUUGGAUAA
Messenger RNA from Mangifera indica (mango), 2068 nucleotides. RefSeq names its product cyclic dof factor 3-like. Gene Ontology annotation, biological process: regulation of DNA-templated transcription. Bases 203 to 1687 code for a protein of 494 amino acids. The record is from RefSeq and is a predicted model, not a curated record. The transcript is spliced from 2 exons. Lineage: Eukaryota; Viridiplantae; Streptophyta; Magnoliopsida; Sapindales; Anacardiaceae. Gene Ontology annotation, molecular function: DNA-binding transcription factor activity; DNA binding.